ACACUCUCAAUGGAGUUCAUCAAGCUCUGUAGAUAAGCAAGACUUUCAUGGAAUUGUUUAUUUAUUGGCUCAGAAGCGAACUUUCAUUUCACUUUUGAUUGAGACAUCGAUUAGAGCACAUCAGUUCUUAGUUGAAGACUUACAAUGAGGCACCAAAUAAUUACUUUUUCCUGUUCUACGCUGCUAAUAAUGCUGCAAGUAUUCAUGUUGUCAAAUGCUGUCGAUACUGUGCGCUAUAAUUUCCAAAAUGAGGAGGUAGUUGAACCUUGUCAUGCACCAAAUGGUUCUCCGGGAGUUUGUCUAUAUUAUAAGGAAUGUGCUAAUCUAACAAAUUGGAGAAUACAAAAUAAUGUACAUGAUGCAGAUGACGUUAAAAGAAUGCUUUGCGGAAAUGAUGGUCUACACCUUUGCUGCAAUCGUACCAAUUACUACUUUCCUGACACCAAUUAUAUAACACAAUUACAUCCUAAAGGCUUGGAAAUACUCAACGAAGUAGAGUGUAAUCGACUAUCAGGGGAUCGUGUAUCCAAUGGAAAGGCAGUAAUGCUUGGCCAAUAUCCAUUUAUGGCAUUAUUGAAAUAUAACAGGGUUGGUCAUCAAUUCUUAUGCGGUGGUACAUUGAUAACAUCUAGAUUCGUGCUGACGGCCGCGCAUUGUAUAAGACCAGACUUAUUUAGUGUACGCCUGGGGGAACAUGAUACUUCAACUGAAGUGGACUGUACUAAUUCGAAAAGCCACUGUCUGCCGAAAACGGAAGAAUACGAAAUCGAACAAAUCUUCAAGCAUCCCAAUUAUUUAAAACCAAUAGAUACACAUGAUGUGGCUUUACUAAAAUUGAAAACUGAGGUGAUAACUCAAGUGCAUAUUAAACCUAUUUGUCUACCCAUUUCGCAGCUCGUCUACGAUCACAGCAAUAAAAUACGACAAUAUACCAUUGCCGGCUGGGGAUAUACCGAACGUCAAGAUAAAAGUAGUAAUGUUUUGCAACAUGCCAAAAUUCCUCAUCAAGCACGUGAUGUUUGUCAGAGGGCUUUCUCCCGAUUCGGCGUAAACAUAACCCAUGACCAUAUAUGCGCUGGCGGUGAGAAUAGAAUCGAUACCUGUGCAGGGGAUUCGGGUGGCCCGCUGUUUGCCCUUGUACCCUUUAAGUUAAUCAACAGCUACAUAAUCAGACGUGAAGUACAAUUCGGUAUUGUUUCAUUAGGAAUGGAGAAUUGCGGACAUAGAAAUGUGAGUGCGGCGGCGUAUGCAAAUUUAAUGAAAUACAUGCCUUGGGUCACUGAAAUCAUAGGGAACUAUACCCCGUAAUUUAAAUGAAAAUACCAUCACAAUUCAUAACAAAAACCUAUAAGAAUAGAAAACAAUAAUGACUAUUUAGAUAUAUAUUGGAAAUUUAUUAAAAAUACAAGUUAUAUAUCAUACAAAUUA
Zeugodacus cucurbitae (melon fly) is the source of this 1428-nucleotide messenger RNA. RefSeq names its product serine protease grass-like. Gene Ontology annotation, molecular function: serine-type endopeptidase activity. Bases 145 to 1308 code for a protein of 387 amino acids. The record is from RefSeq and is a predicted model, not a curated record. Gene Ontology annotation, biological process: proteolysis. The transcript has 6 exons. NCBI's taxonomy places the organism in Eukaryota, Metazoa, Arthropoda, Insecta, Diptera, Tephritidae.